GUCUUUAAGAAGGGACGAAACUUUCCGAAACAGUGAGCUCUCUCAGUCUCUCUGUCUCUUCUUCUCGUGCUCGCUUUGUUUCACCAGCUCUCUAACUGUUCUCUUUCCGUACGAGAUUUUUCUAGGGUUUGGAUUUCUUGGGUCGCUGUUUAAUUCUUCCUGAAAGUGGAGCAUUGAUUUCACCUGAGCUUCUUGAUCUGGGGUGGUGUCUCUCUGUUUUUUUUUUUUUUUAAUGCUUUUAAAGUCAUUUCGUCUCGACGAAGUAUUGGUGUUGAGUUGUGAGUUUCGAGCUUCAGGGAGCAUCAGAUGGAGCAGUGUAGCUUGUAGCAGCAAAAGGGGGUUACUUGCUACUGUAUGUGGUGCAUACAUUAGCAGCUCCUUUACAGUGCAUUAAGGCAACUGAAAAAGGUCCCAGAUAAAGUUAUGGCUAAGAUGAUGACAAAGAAUGAUAGGUUUGAAGGUUAUUACCCGAACACAUAUGGGCCUCCUGGUGAUUUAGAGGAUUCUGAUAGCUCUGGACGAAUUGAUACUGAGAUGACUGCUUCAGAGGAUUCAAGUGCCCCUGCAAGGAAAUCUAUUACUUUGAACACUGAUAACCGUGACACAUUUGGUGUCCCUGUACAAGCACUCUCCCUUUCAAACAUGUCAUCAUCUGAAAGGAAGGAUUUAACUCAUAAGUUACAAUUGGAAUUACAACGGAUAAGGAUGCUGCAGAAGAAAGUUGAGUAUCAAAGCAAAAAUGGGGUUAUGGUGUCAUCUUCCAGUGAUAUUCUUAGUUGCAGCAAUGGGCAAAAAGGCCCUUACAUGCAUAAUUUGAAGAAAUCUUCAAUGACAGCUUCUGGUCCAAGGAAGAAGGGCAACCCUGUAUGUUUGGGUGGAAAGGCACAUGGAUGGAACCGGGAUACUUCAGGAAGAUUUGAGUCUGCAAAACAGGCUUCUACUCCAAACACUGCAAAUAUGUUGUUGAUGAAGCAGUGUGAGAAUCUAUUGAAAAGAUUAAUGAGUCAUCAGCAUGGUUGGGUAUUCAAGCAUCCUGUUGAUGUUGUGAAGUUAAAUAUUCCAGAUUAUUUCACUGUUAUUAAGCAUCCAAUGGACUUUGGAACAAUCAAGAGCAAGAUAGCUUCAGGUGCAUAUGCAAGUCCCUUGGAAUUUCUUGCUGAUGUGAGGCUUACCUUCACCAAUGCAAUGACGUACAAUCCACCUGGAAAUGACGUACACAUCAUGGCUGAUGCUCUUAGCAAGUUUUUUGAAGUGAGGUGGAAAAAUAUUGAGAAGAAAAUACCCACAAAUGUUACUCAGUCAGGACAACCAAAAUCUGGAUCUACUGAAGUCAUGGAGAAGAUAUUGCCUCCAGCAAAGAAAAGGAAGAUGUCCUUCUUGAACCAUGAUACUUUAAUGAGGAAAAUGACAGAUGAGGAAAAACUCAGCCUAAAUGGGGACCUGGAGUCAUUGCUAGGGGAAAUGCCUGUACAUAUAAUUGAUUUCUUGAGGGAACAUAGUUCAAAUGGGGGUGAUUUAGGUGGGGAAGAGCUUGAGAUUGAUAUCAAUGAUCUAAGUGAUGAUACUUUGUUCAAGUUGAGAAAGCUUUUAGAUGACUAUUUGCUAGAGAAACAGAAGAACCAAUCAAGAGCUGAGCCUUGUGAAAUUGAGCUGUUGAAUGAAUCUGGACUAAGUAAUUCAUCAAUGCAGCAAGGCAAAGGAAAUGACUUGCAGGAUGAGGAUGUUGAUAUUGGAAAUGAGCCUCCUGUCUCAAGCUACCCUCCUGUAGAGAUAGAAAAGGAGGCAUGCCAUAGAAGCACUAAGUCUGUAAAUUUAGGCAGCCCUAGAGAUUCGGAUUCUAGCAACUCUGACGGGGAAUCUGAUGCGGCCAAACUUUCAAGUACAGUAGAUGCAACAAAGGGACAAGAAACUGUAGGUUCUGGAGCUCAAUUAGAUGAAAGGGAGUAUGUUGACAACCCUCUAGAUAGGAAACAGUCUUUUAGUGGAUUGGAUCAACUUGAACAAAAUUCUCAGCAAAAGCCAAGUUCUGUUGAGUCUGAUAGUUGUCAAGAUGGGGAAAGCACUCCGAGUGAGAGGCAGAUUUCUCCUGAGAAGCUAUAUAGGGCUGCUUAUUUGAAGACCCGAUUUGCUGAUACCAUCUUAAAAGCUCGAGAAAAGACGCUAACACAGGUUGACAGGGGGGAUCGACGGAAGAUGGAGGAGCUUGAACUGCAGAAAAAGAAAGAUAAGGAGCGUAUGCAAGCUGAAGCAAAAGCUGUUUUAGAGGCUCGGAAACGUGCUGAGGCAGCAGAAGCUAGACGGAAGAUGGAGCUUGAAAGAGAAAAGCAAAGGCAGGAACUGCUGCAGAUGGAAAAGACGGUUGAAAUCAAUGAGAAUUCCAGGUUUCUUGAGGACUUAGAACUGCUUAGAUCUGGUCCUGCUGAGCAGUUACCAAGCUCAGUGGAUGAGACCAGCCCUGAUCAUUUGCUGGAUGCCUUGGGUAGUUUUAAGUUUGGAAGCAGUAAUCCAUUAGAGCAGUUAGGUUUGUACAUGAAAGAGGAUGAAGAGGAGGAAGAAGGCGAGCCACCCAUUGUUCCGAAACCUGCGAAUGAAGUGGAGGAAGGAGAAAUAGAUUGAACUCUGCUGCUGGUGGUUCAUCUACAAACACAAAAUCAACAAGCAAGAACAAAUCCACCUUGAUACAUAAAAACUCUUGCAUGGGUCCUUCAAUUCUAAAAGGGCCGCAAGAAGAGCACCUUCUUCUGGUUUUAACGACUUGGUAUUAUCAAAAGAGAUAGCCCCUAAGAAAGGAGAAAGCGCAAGCAUCUCUUCUGGGUUACAUUAAGCCCUUCCAUUAACAAAGAAGCAGGGUAUUAUUGCAUGGAGGGCUAGGUUGUGGCGCUGUACAUGGGUUUGGUUAAUGUUGCUAGAUGGGAGUUUAAAGAAUGGAACUCAGCUGAUGAAAAUGAUAACUUCAUCAUCCAUGUGCUACCAUUCUUUUAUUAUCAUUAUUAUUAUAAUAAUAUUUUAAUAACAAUACGUUCUUAAAUAAAUUAAAAAAAAUACUGCCAUACCUUAUUAGCCGUUAGAUUUUUUUUUCUCAUUUUUAUCUUUUGUUAAAUCUAAUUUGAGAAAAGGAAGUGGGUGUUAUCCAUCAUAUGGUUAUCUAUAAUGGGAGUAGGAUUUUUUUAUUUUUUGGAUUUGGGAAAUGAUUUUUGUAUAA
Rubroshorea leprosula is the source of this 3202-nucleotide messenger RNA. NCBI's taxonomy places the organism in Eukaryota, Viridiplantae, Streptophyta, Magnoliopsida, Malvales, Dipterocarpaceae. The record is from the annotation of a GenBank genome assembly.